Messenger RNA from Cylicocyclus nassatus, 1770 nucleotides. The record is from the annotation of a GenBank genome assembly. Lineage: Eukaryota; Metazoa; Nematoda; Chromadorea; Rhabditida; Strongylidae.
AUGCUGAUCACUCCCGCAGUCCAACAUGGCUGGAGGCGCCAGACGUCUCGCGAGCGUUUCGCUUUCACAAGAGACACAUUCGCUGAGAUGCGCAGGGCAGUCACAUUUGCUCGAGGACAAGUGAGACCAAGCUAUCAGAAAGAUGACGUGAUGGCGGAUGACAGCUUGGGAGAUCUUUUGGGAGAUAUGGACGAUCUGGACAACGCGCUUUUUGGCAGAUCCACUGGACCCAAGACGAAGCCAUCACUAGGAAAUCUUGAUUCACUUUUCGGAGAGACAAAGAAGACAACGGCAAAAAAGUCAUCGGUCUCUUUUUUGGACACCCCUACUACCAGUGCCUCCGGUGCAUCUCACCCUCCAACGAAAAGUACGCUGGACGAACUUUUCGCUGAUACUUCAUCGGACCAAAAAUCAGUAGCUGCAAGUGCAAGCACCACGCAAGCAGUAACUAAACCUUCUCGACUGCAAAGCGGUUCGACAUCGCUAGGUAACCUUCUAGGUCCUACCCGCCGUGACAAAGAAACGAAGCCAGGUCCUCCUAUAGAGCAAGCUGCUCCAGUUCAAGCUGCACAGAUCAGUGCAGUAGUUGCCCCAGAAGAUGCAUUAAGGACAAAAAGGUUGGAGAAUGAAGUUGAGCGCCUGAAUAGAGAGAUUGAAGAUCUGAAACGACGUAAGAAGGAUGAUGAGCAAGACAUUGAGAAGCUGUGGAAGGAGAAAUUAGCAAAGAGGGAUCGGGAGCAUCAGGAUGAGAUAAAGGAUUUAGAAACAGCGCAACAGAAGCAACUUGCCAAAUUGGAGAACGAACAUACUGAAGAGAUUGACCGCCUCAGAAUGACCUAUGAACGUCAACUAGAAACGAUACAGCAGUCAGCUAGCCAGUGGAAAGACGUGAGCUCUGUAGUGGAUAAAGUCGAUAGCCUUUCCACCACUAUAAACCAACUGGCGAACAAUGUCACUACCGCAACAGAACGUGCCCUGCUCGAAAAAGAAACCGAAUUGAGAAUGAAGGAGCAGAGACUAGAAAACACGGAGCAAAGCCUGUUGCGAGAUAAGGCACAGUUCGAGGACGAACGCAACAAGGUUUACGAAUUAAAUGCCAAGCUGAAUGAGCUAUGCAAAGGACAAGAGAGUGUCAUGGAGCAGGAUAAGUAUCGAGUACGCGAAGAGUGGAAUCGUCUCAAUGCUGAAAAAGCCGUGUUCAAGGAGGACCAGCGGUUCAUCUUGGAAAAUAUUGAGAAACAAAAAGCGGCUCUUGACAAAUCCAAGACGGCGUUCCUUCAAGAGCAACAUGAUCUGCUAGUAAGGGUUAGCACCGAACGUCAACUCCUUGAGCAGGAACGGAAUGAAUUUCAUGGGAAACGCUCCAUAGAUGUUAGGAGACUCAAGGAAGAAGCGGGCGAACUGCAGCGAAGGGCACAAAAUGUGUUGGCCGCCGAAAGGCAGGUCGAUGAGUUGAAAACCCGCUAUGAAACCAAGAUGCGACAGCUGCAAGAGCUUGAGAUCACUCUGAUGGAGGAGUGUGUCGAGAUGGAAAAUCUUCGGAAUCAUAUGUCUACAGUGAAGGUCAGGCCAGCAGCAGAAAAUGGACAGUUUGAGCGACCUACUAAUCUCGAGCAGGACUUUGCACUCACUCAGGUCGAAAAAGGCGUUCCUGCACAAAACGAAAGCGUGCGAACAGUGCUCAAAAAACACUCGGAAUUUCUUGAACGCUACAUGGGACAAAAAGUCGCAGCGGUAGCCCCACGUCCUGCUCGCUUCGACUCGCCAUGA